AUGAAUCCUUCUAUUUUUAUUAUUUGGUCAUUAUUUCAUUUGUUUUUUUAUUCCUGUUAUGGAGGGUUAAGUCCUAAAUAUAAAAAUCAAGGAAAUAAAGCCUUAAAUAUAAGUUCAAAAAUUUAUACUAUUAGUGUACUUGGAGAAUCACGUUGCCCUGAUACAACUCGUUUUUUUAAUAAUCAUUUUGCUAAAUUUGUUUCUGAAUUUGGAGAUGAUAAGAAUGUUAAAAUGAAUUAUAUUCCUUUUGGAAAAGCCAGUUGCAAAAAGGUGGGUGAUGAUUAUGAAUGUGUUUGUCAACAUAAGCUACUGGAAUGCCAAUUGAAUGCUUUACAAAAUUGUGUCAAAGAUGCUUAUCAAAAUAAGUUUAAAGAUUAUUUUCCAAUUGUUCAUUGUAUCCAGGGAAAAACAAGUAUUGAUGAUGCUGCCAGCCAAUGUUUUACUAAUAUAAGUAAAAAAUUGUCGAAAGCGUUGAAACAAUGUGGUAGCGGUAAAAAAGGUAGAAAAUUGUUAGCAGAAGCAGAAAAAGUUCAACUAAGUAAAGCUCCAAAUCUUAAUUUUGUUCCUUGGAUUAUUAUAAAUUCUGAACGAAAUGAAGAUGUUUUUCAUACAGGAUUUGAAAAAUCAAUAUGUGAAAACUAUCUUACAGACUCUAGUGCUCCAGCAGCAUGUUCAACAUAUAUGUACAACCAAAUUUUAACUUCUAUAAAUUCUGAAAAACGUUUUUAA
Messenger RNA from Strongyloides ratti, 729 nucleotides. RefSeq names its product Gamma interferon inducible lysosomal thiol reductase GILT family-containing protein. The coding region runs from base 1 to 729 and encodes 242 amino acids. The transcript has 3 exons. Gene Ontology annotation, molecular function: oxidoreductase activity, acting on a sulfur group of donors, disulfide as acceptor. NCBI's taxonomy places the organism in Eukaryota, Metazoa, Nematoda, Chromadorea, Rhabditida, Strongyloididae. The record is from RefSeq and is a predicted model, not a curated record.